AUGUCUGGCCUCAUGGAGCCUUCAACAAUACAAAGCACUACCGCGUCUUUAUUACAUCAUGCGAACACUUCAACACCAACCCCCGACAGUUCAUCUUUAUCAUCUUUACCACUUCGCCUCCUAACCUCCACCAUUCACGCCUUAGAACACGUCGACACCUUUGCCUUCCAAACGGUCCCAGGAUCUGUCGGAAGAAUAACCGGGAUCUCCAGCCUUUGGAGCGGAGCAGGUCCAACAUCGGAAGCUGGCAGUACAGCAGCUACCCAUGCAGUGGCGGACAUGGCGGACAUGGCGGGAAGUGGGUUGGCCGAAGGAGCGGCCCAGGAAGGAAGCUAUUACUUUGCCGAAUUCUUGGUUGCCCUCAAGAAGCUAGGUGGAUUCUUCGGCUAUUUGACAAGCAUAUGGUCGUUUGCCUGUUUACUGGAGGCGUUGAUCUUGAAUCGAAUCACCAUCUACGCUUCCACACGGCGACACCUCCGACUUGGGUGGGAGCGGCGUGUAGCUCUUCGCUUGAUUCCGAUACUUUGCUUUGCCUACCAGAUUGUCAGCCUGCUUCGUGGGAUGCGAUGUCAGACCUCUCCUUCUUUCUCAACAAUGCGCUACGGCUACCCCGGAAAGCAAAUCAUCUUCGAUUACUCAAGUGAUGGGGGUGUUCUUUACUCUUUAAGUUCGAGAUUGCUAGGAUGGGAAUCCGAGGAGCAGUCAUGCAGCGCCGUGAAGAUGGCCCGGGAAAGUAACUCGGAACUUCCAUAUGGGUCGUUCUCUCUUCUGUGGCCCACGUUCUUGGUGCUUUGCUUGAGUCAUUUCAUCGAGACACUUUCGUGCGCAUUACAAGGUCGGCCAGUGAUGACGGAGACAGGAAUGUCCAUAUUCGAGCACUCACUUGCCUUCGCAGAAGCCGAGUCAAUGAUUGGCAAAUCCGUCGGAUUGGGCAUGUUCGGUCUUCCCAAACAGAAUCCGCUCAGCGCUAUGGCCGGUGAAAUCAACGACGAAUCAACUUCGGUUCUCCAACUACUCACAAGGUCGCAAGUGUUGGAACGCAUGAACGUUACGCCAGAGUUACUACUCAUUGCUUUAAUCUCGUGCUGCAACAGUGCUUCUUCCCAUAUCCUCGAUAUCUUUGGGAAGCAGAGCAGAUAUCGACUCUUCAACACCGCUCUUUGGGGUGCCUGCUUUAUGGCUGCGAUGUCGUGGGGGCUAGAUGCCGGACCACCCAUCAGCCUCGAAACCGGCGUCCUUAGAUUCCCAACCGUGUGUAUUGUGGGAUUCAUUCCUCAUAUCAUGGUACUGGGUGGUAUUACAAUAUGCGGCGCAAUAUACGCACUGGCGCUCACCAUCACCGCCUUCUCCUUGUCUUCAGAAGAUGCUCAGCCUGUUUCCCUUUACGAUCGAUUCAUGCUGGCUCACGAUAAUAUGCAAGGCUCGAGCCAAGUCCGAAGCAUUCGCAUCAACAGACACGAAGACUUCUACACAACCCUACUUCGAAUCGGGUAUGUCGCUCUUACAGCUGCCAGCGAAGCCGUAUUCCUGAACGAGGGCAAGGCUGUUAUUGCAAGGAGGAUGACAUGGCUGGAAGAAGAUCGGCUUACCGAAAUCGAAGCUCAGCGGCAAAAGUCCUCUCCCCAUGGCCACUGGAAAAAUGAAUCCAAUAAUCGAUCCAUUGAGGCCACGGGCUUUGCAAAUUUCGAAGUGCCGGAGCAAUCUCGGGCAUGGGAAACUGGUUAUAACCGCGAGAAGAAGAUCGACAAGGAGAAGGAGGGUCCUCGCGCCGUUCACUCUGAGUCCCAUGUAGGAGGAGUGGGAGCAGUUCGUGUUUCUAUCCGAUUAAUUCACGUGUUCGGAUUUUUCCGUGCAAUCUGUCUGCUCAUGCUUCGAUGGACUACCUACGGACUCAGCAGCGCUCUUGAUCGACUGGGAAUCACCGCCCGACCGCUGUGGCUGAAACGCCUCAUCGGUCACCGUCGACAACCGCCCGGUUCUGAUAAAGAACCCCCGAAACAGUCGUUAGACUUCUGGAUUCUUUCGGAUAACGGCAAUCUUGAACUCCCCGAAAAUGGCGAGUUUGACGUUGAAGCUGAGAUGCGAAAGCGGGAGCGUGCGAACCGGCCAAACUGGAUGGGCGCCGAUGAAAAUUAUCUGGACGACAGGCUGUAUAGCUGGUGGAAAAUUGGUGGCUCCUGGGGUAACCAAGAUCAAACCUCGGAUUACAACCCGCCAACAGAUGACUUUGACACUACAAGUGUGAUCUCAAUGUCUACUAAUGCCUCAGGAUCAGAGUGGGAAGAUGAACCUUCAGAUGACGGUCGUCGAACCCCUACCCAGGUCGACCCGUACGCAGAUAGGAGCACUUCACUCCAAGACCCAUUACUAGACAUGACGACGCUCGCGCGCCUUCUGGAUCCCCGGGACCGCGAGAGCAGAGAAGAAGCUCAGAUCCUAGCUGCUCAUCUGAAGACAAGCAAUGGAAGUCCCCAAAUUAUGACACGCAGUCGCUACCAGAAACAAGUUGAAAGGGAGAGAUCUCGCAUCUUGUUUUCCUCGCGUCUUCACCAAUUGGACACGAUGCAAUCGGGUUCUGGAGGGCGAAAGCCUACUGCCGAGGAGGAAUCCGAGCUUCUAGAGAAAUUGAUUCUUUCCCGUCGCUCGGAAGUGCCCACGGAUACCGAUGCCCACACAUGGGAAUCUGGCGCGACGGGUCUCGGUCCCAAUGGACCCCCCUGUGUUGUCUGUCAAACCAGCCCUCGAGCCAUUAUCACUUGGCCAUGUCGCUGUCUGUGCAUUUGCGAGGACUGUCGUGUCAGUCUUGCUAUGAAUAACUUUGGCAGCUGCGUGACUUGUCGUCAGGAGGUUGGAGGUUUCAUGCGUCUAUGGGUUCCUUGA
Molecule: messenger RNA, 2880 nt
Organism: Penicillium salamii
Lineage: Eukaryota; Fungi; Ascomycota; Eurotiomycetes; Eurotiales; Aspergillaceae
Source: the annotation of a GenBank genome assembly